CAUCUUUAUGUAUCGUUGCAGCCACAUUCUCGAGCUCAAAGUCUGAAACCUCUCCAACCGAUGGGUUCAAUAGACACACCGACGAUUGCAGAGAAUGGUACAACACAGUCUCACGCCGCAGCCGCCGCAGUGGCCGACGGUGACCAGAUGCAUUUGGCCUCCUCAAACGGUGCUCUGGCUCAGAUUACGCCGGAGUCUGAGGCAACGAAAAAGCGGAGGUCGAGUAUGCUUCCUCUAGAGGUGGGUACUCAGGUCAUGUGCCGCUGGAGAGACGGCAAGUAUCAUCCUGUCAAAGUCAUCGAACGCCGUAAAAUGCACUUCGGUGGGGCCAAUGAUUACGAAUACUACGUUCAUUACACUGAGUUUAAUAGGAGGCUUGAUGAAUGGGUGAAGCUUGAACAACUUGAUCUUGAUUCAGUCGAAACUGUUGUGGAUGAAAAGGUUGAAGACAAGGUAACAAGCUUGAAAAUGACGCGCCACCAGAAACGUAAGAUUGAUGAGACGCACGUGGAAGUUGGUCAUGAGGAGCUAGAUGCUGCUAGCUUGCGUGAACAUGAGGAAUUCACAAAGGUGAAAAAUAUAGCAACCAUAGAACUUGGAAGAUAUGAAAUUGAGACAUGGUACUUCUCCCCCUUUCCACCAGAAUAUAAUGAUUCAUUGAAGUUGUACUUUUGUGAGUUUUGCCUCAACUUCAUGAAGCGCAAAGAGCAACUUCAAAGGCAUAUGAGAAAGUGUGAUCUGAAGCAUCCCCCUGGGGACGAAAUAUAUCGAAGUGGUACGCUGUCAAUGUUUGAGGUUGAUGGCAAAAAGAACAAAGUUUAUGGGCAGAAUCUUUGUUAUUUGGCGAAGUUAUUCCUUGACCACAAGACCCUUUAUUAUGAUGUUGACCUGUUUUUGUUUUAUGUGUUGUGUGAAUGUGAUGAUCGAGGUUGCCAUAUGGUUGGAUACUUUUCCAAGGAAAAACAUUCAGAGGAAUCAUAUAAUUUGGCAUGUAUCCUAACCCUUCCCCCAUACCAAAGGAAAGGCUAUGGAAAGUUUUUAAUUGCCUUUUCAUAUGAACUUUCAAAGAAGGAAGGUAAAGUUGGCACACCUGAAAGACCACUUUCCGACCUAGGGCUGUUGAGCUACAGAGGGUAUUGGACGAGGGUUCUUUUAGACAUCUUGAAGAAGCAUAAAGGAAAUAUUUCCAUCAAGGAGCUCAGUGACAUGACGGCCAUAAAGGCCGAGGAUAUCUUGACCACUUUGCAGAGUCUAGAACUGAUUCAGUAUAGGAAAGGGCAGCAUGUUAUCUGUGCAGAUCCCAAGGUUUUAGAUCGUCAUCUAAAAGCUGCUGGCCGAGGUGGUCUUGAGGUUGAUGUUAGCAAAUUAAUCUGGACACCAUAUAAAGAACAGAGUUAAUGCUAAAUGUUAUUCGCAUAAGGAAGAGAUCCAAGUUAAUCUUGAAGAGUUUGUCUAAUUAGUUGCUGUUUACUAGGAAUUUGUAACUUUUUGUGUUUGUACAAAACGUAGGUUUUAGAAAUAUGAGGUUAGAAAUCAGAUUCUUAACGAGAGUCAAGAGCUUGUCGAAUCGUGGAACAUGUAUGUCUGUGACGAGGUAACCUGUAUAUGCUUUACAUCAUGAGAUACAACUUAAGUACUCGUUUCCUCAGAAGUGCGAGACCAGUUGUGUUUCUACACCUUCAUUUUGAGUUGUAUCUCACCCUUUUUUUUACUAUCGAGUGAUGUUAUUCUAAUCAUUUAUCACGUUCUCUUGCUUUUUAUAUCUCACUGAAAAAGUUACUCGUAUGGGUGUUUGUAGCUUUCACUUGGAUCUUUAUCCCCGAGUGUUUCUUACCUUUACUUAUUAAUAACAAAAUAUUAUUUAGAACUUAUAAAUCU
Messenger RNA from Durio zibethinus, 1878 nucleotides. RefSeq names its product histone acetyltransferase of the MYST family 1. Gene Ontology annotation, biological process: regulation of transcription by RNA polymerase II. The record is from RefSeq and is a predicted model, not a curated record. NCBI's taxonomy places the organism in Eukaryota, Viridiplantae, Streptophyta, Magnoliopsida, Malvales, Malvaceae. Gene Ontology annotation, molecular function: transcription coregulator activity; chromatin binding; histone acetyltransferase activity. Gene Ontology annotation, cellular component: chromatin; nucleus.